GUGUGCGUGCGUGUGCGUGUGUGCGUGCGCGUGAAUGUGUUUAGGGACAAUUAGCCUCAUAUUUUGUUUAUUUGUUUGUUUGUUUGUUUACACAAAUACAAAUCCGGUCAGUCCUGCUGGAGCUGCUGGACAAGAUUCGGUGUCCGUGCGCGCGAGAGGGGCCCUGGUGGUGUGUGUGUGUGUGAGUGUGUGAUUUUGGAGAGGUGGGGAGGGGGGUGUAUUCUCCCCGCGCGAGCAAGCAGCAGCAGCGCGAGGCACCUUCCAGACCCUUAAAGCGCCGGACCGAGCCGGACACGCAGGUCCAGGCGGCGAGUUGCGUGUGGAGCCAAAGAUCACCCAGUGCUGGAUCUCAGAAGGACUUUAAGAGUGGACGGACCCUUGAGGGUGCAUGGAGCGCUCAAGGACGACGCAAGGACGGCCGGGGACUCGGGCCUGCCUCUGGUUGGGCCUUGUCUCCGUGGCGACAACCUUUAUGUGCACGGAGGCUCGGGCCUCGCCGACCUCCGACACCCCUGGCAAUGUGACUUGUACGGAGGUAUCGUCAAAAUGCAAGCCGGGCAUCAUCUUGCCCAUCUGGUACCCCGAAGACCCUUCCAUGGGCGACAAGAUCGCAAGGGUCAUUGUGUACUUUGUUGCCAUGAUCUAUAUGUUCUUGGGCGUUUCUAUCAUCGCCGACCGCUUCAUGGCAGCCAUUGAGGUUAUCACCUCUCAGGAGAAGGAGAUAGUGGUCAAAAGGCCCAAUGGGGAGACCACCACCACCACCAUCCGGGUCUGGAACGAGACUGUGUCCAACUUGACCCUGAUGGCUCUAGGAUCUUCUGCUCCGGAGAUCCUGUUGUCACUCAUUGAAAUCUGCGGCCAUGACUUCCACGCUGGCGAGCUUGGCCCGUCCACCAUCGUGGGCAGUGCAGCCUUCAACAUGUUUGUGAUCAUUGGCCUGUGCGUGUCAGUGAUUCCGGACGGUGAGGUGCGCAAGGUGAAGCACCUUCGCGUCUUCUUCGUCACGGCCGCUUGGAGCGUCUUCGCAUACGUUUGGCUCUAUAUGAUCUUGGCCGUCUUCUCGCCGAACGUGGUGCAGGUUUGGGAGGGCUUACUGACGUUAGCCUUCUUCCCCAUAUGUGUCUUGCUGGCCUGGGUGGCUGACAGGCGCUUGCUGUUCUACAAGUUCGCCCACAAAAAGUACCGUGCUGACAAGCACCGUGGCGUCAUCAUUGAGACGGAAGGCGAGCGCUCCAAAGGUGGUAUUGAGAUGGAUGGAAAGAUGGUCAACUCGCACUUCAUGGACGGUGCCAACAGCAACCUGAUAGGCUUGAUGGAAGGCAAGGAAAUGGACGAGUCUCGCAGGGACAUGAUCCGGAUCCUGAAGGACCUCAAGCAGAAGCAUCCAGAGAAAGAUCUAGAUCAGCUUGUGGAGAUGGCCAACUACUACGCCCUGUCACACCAACAGAAAAGCCGAGCCUUCUACCGCAUACAGGCAACACGUAUGAUGACCGGCGCUGGGAAUAUCCUGAAGAAACACGUGGCGGAACAGGCUAAAAGGAGCACGAGUGUCCAGGAGGUUCACGUUGAGGAGCCAGAGGACUUUGUGACGAGGAUUGCCUUUGAGCCGGCUACAUAUCAGUGCCUAGAGAACUGUGGUGCCGCCCUGCUGACCGUCGUGCGCAAAGGGGGUGACGUUGCCAAGACCAUCUACGUGGAUUACAAGACAGAGGAUGGUUCGGCUAACGCCGGCGCGGAUUACGAGUUCACAGAGGGCACCGUGGUAUUCAAACCUGGCGAGGUUAUCAAGGAGAUCACCAUCGGCAUCAUUGACGAUGACAUCUUUGAGGAGGACGAGCACUUCUUUGUGCGGCUCAGCAACGUCCGCAUUCUGGAGCUGGAGGACGAGGUACUGUCACCCAACAGCCUCCCGUACCCCAAGGCCGUGCUGGGAUUUCCUGCUGUUGCAACAGUGACCAUUCUUGAUGACGACCAUGCUGGCAUCUUCACGUUCGAAAGCGAGUCCGUCCACGUAAGUGAGAGUGUGGGUGUCAUGGAGGUGAAGGUACUGCGGACAUCCGGAGCCAGGGGGACCGUCAUCGUGCCGUUCCGAACAGUGGAGGGACUUGCCAAGGGAGGCGGAGAGGACUUCGAGGACACGUAUGGGGAGCUGGAGUUCAAAAACGAUGAGACCUGUAAAACCAUCCAGGUCAGAAUAAUUGAUGAUGAGGAGUACGAGAAAAAUAAAAACUUCUUCCUGGAGCUGGCCGAGCCUCGCAUGGUGGAUAUGAGCCUGCAGAAAGCUCUGUUGUUAGCUGACGACAUUCCUGACAGGAAGUUGUCCUCAGAGGAAGAGGAGGCGAGGAGAAUAGCUGAGAUGGGAAAGCCGAUCCUGGGAGAACACUCCAAACUGGAGGUCAUCAUAGAGGAGUCCUACGAGUUUAAGAGCACCGUGGAUAAGCUGAUAAAGAAGACUAACCUGGCGCUGGUGGUGGGCACGAACUCAUGGAGAGAGCAGUUUAUGGAGGCCAUUACGGUCAGUGCAGGAGAUGAGGAUGAAGAUGACACAGGAGAGGAGCGCCUCCCGUCCUGUUUUGAUUAUGUCAUGCACUUUCUGACGGUUUUCUGGAAGGUUCUGUUUGCCUGUGUCCCUCCGACUGACUAUUGGAACGGCUGGGCGUGUUUCGUCGUCUCCAUCAUCAUCAUCGGCCUCCUAACGGCCGUCAUCGGCGACCUGGCUAGCCACUUCGGCUGCACCAUCGGCCUGAAGGACUCGGUUACAGCCUUGGUGUUUGUAGCCCUCGGCACGUCUGUGCCAGACACCUUUGCCAGUAAAGUCGCGGCCGUCCAGGACACGUACGCGGACGCCUCCAUUGGUAACGUAACCGGUAGCAACGCCGUUAACGUUUUCCUGGGCAUCGGCGUGGCCUGGUCCGUGGCUGCCAUCUACUGGCACAUGCAGGGCCGAGCGUUCGAGGUUCCGGCCGGCUCCCUGGCCUUCUCCGUCACACUCUUCACCAUCUUUGCCUUCCUGGCGGUGAGUGUGUUGCUGUACCGGCGGCGGGCGCACAUCGGCGGGGAGCUGGGCGGCCCCCGCAGCCAUCGCAUCUUCACCACCCUCUUCUUCCUCAGCCUGUGGUUCCUCUACAUCCUCUUCUCCAGCCUGGAGGCCUACUGUCACAUACAGGGCUUCUGAAGAGGGAGGGAGAGAAGGAGAGAGGGAGAGAGAGAGAGAGAGAGGGAUGAAGAGAGGUUACAGGGUCAAGAGAGAAGGAAAGAAAGGAGGGAUGGAGUGAAACAGGAAGAAAGAACAGACAGAGGGAGCGAAAGAGGAGGAGAGAUAAAGCAGCAAAGACGGAAGUGUCUGUCAGAGAUUUGAACAGAUUCUGCUGGACCAGACCGGACUGAACUGGACUGGACUGGACUGGAUCAAGCCAGACUGGACUGGAUGGACUGAACCAGACUGGAGUGGAUCAAGUUGGACUGGACUGGGCAGAACUGAACGGGACCGGAUCAAGCAUUGAUGCAUUAGACUCAAUCGGACUGGACUGGAUUAAAGACGGACUGGACUAAACCGGAUUGGACUAAGCUUAAUUUAACAGAAUGGACUAGACUAGGGCAAGUCAGACUGGACUGAGCCAGAUUCAGUUGGACUGAACUGGCAUGAACCCAACUAGACCUAACAGGACUGGAGUAGACCAGGGUGGACUGGACUGGACUGUGUCAGGUGGACUGCACUAAACUGGAUUUGAGGGAUCUGGAUCAAGCCAGACCGAACUGGACUGGAUUGAAUCGAUCUGGACUGGACUGAGCCACACUCGAUCGGACUGGACCGAACCAGCAUAAACAAGACUAUACUGGACUGGACUGGAUCAGACCAGACUGGACGGAGCCAAACUCUAGGAUGAACUAGACUAGACUAGACUGGACUGGAUCAGACCGGACUGGACUGGAGUUCUGCUCUGUGGAAAGGAGCAGGUUAGUGAAGAGAAGAGGAGCUCUCGUCCCUUCAGAAAGCGUCCAGCUUCUCUCUCGUUCUCUCUUUUCCGCCGUUUCGGCGGCGCGUGCGGACGGGACACACCGAGCGCAGCCUGAGCUUUUCACAAUCUCUAUUUUUCUCACCAACCUGCUGAGAACGACUCUUUUCUAACGAAGUAUUUUGGGAAAAAAAUAGACGACAAAAAACUACAAAAAGAGCAAGCAAAGAACUAUUUUCUGACCUACGUAAAUGGAUAAGAAUACUAUUUCAUCAGAAAAAUGAAAAAAAGAAGAAAUAUAUAAUAAUUACUGAAAUCUGUUAUCGAGUGACAUUCGGGUGGACGCAUAACGUCGUUUCUUUUUCGUUUGCUUCGUUUGCUUGAACUCACAAGCUUACAGCGCACACACACACACACACACACGCAGGCCACAGCGGCGGCCCGGGGAGAAUCGGAUCACACACUCGGCGGAGGAAGAGAGGAGACGGAGGAGAAGAGAACAGGAGAAAACCACAAACACUCGGAGACGUUUCUCAAACGCUGCAUUUCCUCUGUGACGGAUCAGCUGUGUAUGGUUUUACGCUGUAUGAUAUGAAGUGUGCUCAUGUUUUCUGUAGAUUUUUGUGCAUUAUUUUGCAGCCGUGCAUUAUCUCUCCCGCAGUACCCCCCCUUUCUGAGCUCGGGCACGGGAUAGACAGAGCAGACGGAAGGAGGGAAUGAAGGAGGAAUGCAGGGAAGGGUCACAGAGAGGUCCUUUACCAAAACAAAACAACUUGGGUCGUUUUUAUUUUCCUUUAUUAACUCACAAUUUCUGAUAUCACCCUUAUUACAGUGUGAACAUGCUGCCUCCUUUAAUUAUACAUUUUAUUUACAUACACGUUUAUAUUUAUAUACAGUGGGGUCCACAUUCAACACGUAGGGAGCCCCGCUGGUGACAUCCUGUAUAAAUAAAAAUAAUGAGUGGCCACGACUUAGUAAGGCGUGGGAAUGAGAUCCUAAUGCGUGGCCACGACUUAGUAAGGCGUGGGAAUGAGAUCCUAAUGCGUGGCCACGACUUAGUAAGAUGACUUAUUUUUGUUUAUAUGAGAUGUCACCAGCAGGGCUUCGUAAACAUCUGAGAUAAACAACAGUUUUAGAAUUUUGAAAAAUGUAAAGCAAAUUUUUUGACAAUAAGAAAUAUUCAUGAUUUUACAUGACUUUUCAAAUAUAUGCAAAUUUUUAGACUUUGACCUUAAAAAGGUCAGUUUUGUUUAGUCUUAUUCCUUCCAGUGAAGCUCGUGUUCAGACUCUCAGGUGGGUCUGAUCUGCUGAGUAGACUUUUACACAAAAGUGUGGAGUCCAUACAGCUCAAGACAAUGAUGGACGCACCACCAAAUAUGAAGAAAUUCUGAAAUUCAUAUUAAAAUUUCAAAGAUUACACUUUUAAUGCUCAUAAUAUAAUUUGUAAUGAAAACGUUUGUGUUCAGUUACAUAAGAAUGCAAAAUAGAAGCAUUUUCACCAGCGCUCUCAAACCUUUGGACUCCAUUGUGUAUAUAUAUAUAUAUAUAAAUAUAUAAAUUCAUAUAUAUAUGAUAGAAACUUUGUGCCUAUUCGUUGCCAACUGGGGUUUUCAUCACUGUAGCAUUAAUUGGUUAUAUUGUACAGGUAUAAAUCUCUGACCUCACAAAGAUUCAGUUUAAUUACAAUAUGAUUCAAUAAUGAUUUGAUUCA
Messenger RNA from Colossoma macropomum (tambaqui), 5667 nucleotides. RefSeq names its product solute carrier family 8 member 3 (gene slc8a3). NCBI's taxonomy places the organism in Eukaryota, Metazoa, Chordata, Actinopteri, Characiformes, Serrasalmidae. The transcript has 8 exons. Gene Ontology annotation, biological process: calcium ion import across plasma membrane; sodium ion transmembrane transport; cell communication. The coding region runs from base 389 to 3175 and encodes 928 amino acids. Gene Ontology annotation, molecular function: calcium:sodium antiporter activity. Gene Ontology annotation, cellular component: axon; sarcolemma; postsynapse. The record is from RefSeq and is a predicted model, not a curated record.